AUGUCCAAAAUCGCUUCCGGUUACGAUCCAGCUGCUGGUCCACGCACAACAGGAACUACGACUGUCAUCCGCCCGCGGUCAUCAAUAUACGAUAGGAACCUUCAUCGUGCAAGACACGAUAUCAGUGUGUCCAGCCUGAGCUUUCUGUUUAUGGAAAUGGUGUCGAUGAACCUGAACCAGGCAAAAAGCCUGAUCGAACUCGAGCGGAAAUUAAACAAUCUCGGAUAUUCCAUAGGCACUAAAGUGCUGGAGCUGGCCUCGCUACGUGAAAACUUCAGUAACAACCUCACGUCGUCGGGAAAAUCGAACAUGUCAAAACGAGAAAUCAAGGUCCUGGAGAUUCUGCAUUUCAUUACUUCUGUUAUAUGGCCCAGUCUAUUCGAAAAGCCGGCAGACAACCUGGAAAAAUCGUCUGAGUCCAACUGUCAGUACAUGAUCAUUGACAAUGCUCCUGUCUUGAUGAAAUAUAUCUCUGUGCCCAAAGAAUAUGAAGGACUUAAUUGCGAGGCCUUUGUGGCCGGCAUAGUGGAAGGAAUCCUUGACUCAACUUUCUUCAAGUGCGAGGUUAGUGCGCAUACAGUCCCAGUGGACGGCCACCUCGGCCGAACAGUAUAUUUGAUCAAUUUCGAUGAGGAGUUGAUCGCGCGUGAAACUCAAUAG
Molecule: messenger RNA, 660 nt
Organism: Ogataea parapolymorpha DL-1
Lineage: Eukaryota; Fungi; Ascomycota; Pichiomycetes; Pichiales; Pichiaceae
Product: Transport protein particle (TRAPP) complex subunit
Exons: 1
Coding region: 1-660 (219 amino acids)
Biological process (GO): endoplasmic reticulum to Golgi vesicle-mediated transport
Cellular component (GO): TRAPPI protein complex; TRAPPII protein complex; TRAPPIII protein complex
Source: RefSeq, a predicted model, not a curated record